Molecule: messenger RNA, 3354 nt
Organism: Blepharisma stoltei
Lineage: Eukaryota; Ciliophora; Heterotrichea; Heterotrichida; Blepharismidae
Source: the annotation of a GenBank genome assembly
AUGAUGGCAAAUAAAUGUUUCGAGCCCGGAUGUGUGAAUGAGGUUGAAUAUGCAUGCAAAUGCUCUUCUCCUGAGACUUUAUUGUGCGGAGAGCAUAUUGGGGAGCAUGCAAACUUGCCUCAUAAAGCCCAUAAUCUUGAAUCAAUUUUUAUGCAGCCUUGUGAAGGGACAAAAGAAGCAAUUCUUGAAUACCUUACAAAAGAAGAUUCAAAAUGUAGCGAGUUGAGAAGAAAAAUUAUAGAUUCCUUUAGCCAGCGUCUUUCCAAUUCAGAAAAAGAUUUAGAUUUCACAAGAAAGUUGGAUUGUUACUUAGAUGAAAUAAAUGAUUUCUUUGCAAAGAUUUCCCAAGUUUCAAAAUUAUUAAAGUCAGAACAAGAUCCAAUUUUAGGAUUAUUGAGUUUAUAUCCCCAAGAAGCUAUUGAGAAAGUAAAAUUGAUGACCAUAGCCAACAGAGAUUGGUAUAACGGUGCAAAGUUGUUUUGCAUAUUCAAUCAAAAGUUAGAGAGUCUAAAUAGAUCCUUCUUUACAGAAAUAUGUGGGGCAUAUUUAGAAAACAGGAAUAUGCAAAAUACUCCUGAUAUGCAUAAUAAAACUAAUAAGCCUGCAAGUAUAGAGCCAGCAAACGUUAAGGAUUCGAUUUCCUUGAUCAUAAAUGAGAACAGUGAGAGCUCAAAAGGGCCUGAAAACGUAAGCAAGCCAAUAAAACUAACCCUAGAAAACGAGACAAGCUUGCUUAAUUCUCAAAUAAGUACUGCUUCUAACGAUCUCAAUAAUAAAUCUAAGGAAACAGAAUGCGCUUUAAAAGUUAUAGAGACCUUAAGAAAUAAAACAGCUGAGAUUUUGAGUAAACCAAACAAUCCAGAAUUAGAGAUAGAUUUCAGAACAACUUGCUCAGCAAUUCAGACCAGUUCUAGUCUUUAUGAUCCACCACUAAUGAAAGCUUACCAAGAGUAUCUUAAAGCUUAUCAACAAAAGGCAUCUCUUUAUAAUGUUACAGAAGGUGAUAAUAAUGACAGAACUAAUUUAAUUAUCUAUAACACUGAAACUGAAACUGAAGAAAUCAAAAUCUUGGAGACUCCAGAACCAUUAGAUUCAGACACUUGCAUAGCUCAGCUUCCAAAUGGCAAGCUAUUCUGUUAUAGUAAUAAUCUACAUUCGGGAAUUUCAGUGCUAAUUGAUGUGAAUGGUGGGGUCGAAGUGCUGCCAUCAGGAACUCCUUGGGAAUGGUCAUCAUGCAUCUAUUUCAACAACAGCGUCUAUUGCUUUGGAGGAAAUGAUGAAGAUUAUUUACCUCAAUCUAGUAAAUUUGAUUUGGACCAAAAUCGAUGAAUUCAAUUAACUACAAUGCCAAAAGCUGAUUAUUAUUGAUAUAGCAUAAUAUUUAAUGGAAAUAUUUUGAUAGCUGGAUAUGAAGAUGCAAAUCUUUUGUUAUACUCAAUCGAUAUUGACUCUUUCUCUAUAAUUCCUUAUGAAUUUGAAGAGGAGAAAAUAAAGAUUCUGAUAUAGUUAACUACACUGACUGGCACGUGGUGCUUUUGGCUCGAAACUGAGCCAAAAGCACCCCGUGCCAGUCAGUGUAGUUCACUAUAAAUGCAGAGAGACUAUAUUUGAUUGAAUGCGAUAAUGGAUCAAUCUAUAAAAGUGAAAUUGGAAGUUACUCGAAUUGGAGAUGAAUAGGAAAAUCAAAAAUGGAUUGCGAUCCUGAACAAGUGUAUUGCUCUUAUAAUAAAGGAGGAAUAUACAUCUCAUCUAUUUCUGAAAAUGUUAGAGAAUAUUAUAUUUUUAAUUUAAAUGAAAUAAUCACUACUGAUGUUGCUUACUGUAAUAAGCAUAUCUCACUUAGAAGAGUAGGUAAAAAGAUUGAAGUAAUAAGAUGCAAUGACCAGAAUUUUAAGCUUGACUCUUAUUUUCUCGAUGAAAAUAGCGUAAAAGAUACUGCUCUAAAAUAUAUAGGAAAAAAGCUAGAAGCAAUCGAACAAUAUGACAAAAAAAUCAAACUCAAUCCAAACAAUGCUGAUUUUUACAAUGAAAAAGGCAACGACCUUUAUGAUUUAAAAAGAUACUUACUCCCCCCCAUCCUUGAUCGAACGAUUCACUGUAAAAAAUUCCUAAAAUUGGAAAAAAUUAAACCUCAUCCUUGAUCAAACGAUUUUCAUAUCAUGCAAAUUUUUAUAUAUAUAAAAAUAUAUUAGCUAUCAUUAGUUUUAUUUUAUGGAAAAUAAGUAUGUUCAAUAUAUACAGAGGGCGUCUAAUGAAGUUGUUUUCAGAGCUUUGAGAUUACAGAAAAGCUAGGGAAUCAAUCAUCUGAAGUGUUUUAGUCAUCAACCUGGGCUUAAAAACUCAAUAAUCUAUAAAAUAGAGAUUCUUUAAAAUUUAAAAUUUUUAUUUCAAUACGGAACAAAUUUACAGUUUAAAGGGGUAACUAAAAAAUUAAAAUAUUAAAAAUUGGUAUUGUUAUGAAAUUAAUUCAUUUUUUUGCUGUAAAAAUAAUUAUUAAAUACUCUUAACCCUCUUAUUUAAAGUAUCGUUAGUUGCUUCAAUAGCAACUAACGAUAUAUAAAAGAAAACAUAUAUUUUCUAUUUUUAUAUAUAAUUUUUUUCCCCAAAAAAAUUUUUUUAACCCUCAUCCUUGACGAACGAUGGCGAGCCGUUCUAUCAAGGAUGGGGGGUGGGGAGUUAGAAGCAAUCGAGUGCUAUAACGAAGUAAUCAAACUCUUUCCAAACAAUUUUUAUUUAUACAAAAAAAAAAGCAAUGCUUUUGAGAAUUUAGAAAAAUAUCUAGAAGCAAUCGAAUGCUAUGAUGAAGCAAUCAAACUCUUUCCAAACAAUUCUGAUUUAUUCUAUAAAAAAGGCAACUCUUUUAAGAAAUUAGAAAGAUAUCUAGAAGCAAUCGAUUGCUAUGAUGAAGCAAUUAAGCUCAAUCCAAAUGAUGCUGAUUUUUACUGGAUGAAAGGAUAUGCUUUAAAUGAAUUAGGAAGAUAUACAGAAGCAGUAGAAAACUAUGAUAAAGCAAUCAGAAUCAAUCAAGAUAAUGACAAAUUUUUUAAUGGUAAAGGCAAUGCUCUUUAUGCUUUAGAGAGAUAUCAAGAAGCAAUACAAUGUUAUGAUGAGGCAAUCGAACUUGAUCCCAAUAAUCCUUUGUAUUUCUGCAACAGAGCUAGAGUAUUUAAUAAUCUCAGACAAGAAGAAGCAGCUUUGCAGGACCUUAAUAGGGCUUAUAAUUUGAAGCAAGAAAAUCAAGAAGGUGGUGUUUUCACUAAGAAUGAAUGAAACCUUUCUGAUGAGGAAAUCAAUUUUAUUAACGACGCAUUAGGCCGAGACCGUAUUGAACUACUCCAAAAAAUGCAGAUUUAG